Toxotes jaculatrix (banded archerfish) is the source of this 3421-nucleotide messenger RNA. It is a transcript of the gene znf346, whose product is annotated as zinc finger protein 346. The transcript is spliced from 7 exons. Gene Ontology annotation, molecular function: zinc ion binding; nucleic acid binding. NCBI's taxonomy places the organism in Eukaryota, Metazoa, Chordata, Actinopteri, Toxotidae. The record is from RefSeq and is a predicted model, not a curated record. Bases 16 to 966 code for a protein of 316 amino acids.
UUGAGAGCAGGAAUUAUGGCCGUCGUGAUGCAGACGGAGGACUUUCCUUACUUACCUUCGGGGCCGGCGGAGGUAAAUAAGAUGAUAAAAGAGCACGGCGACCUGUUUUCUGACUCCCAGUGUAAAGUCUGCAGUGCUGUCCUAAUUUCUGAGUCUCAGAAGUUGACUCAUUAUCAGAGCAAGAAACAUGCCAACAAAGUGAGACGUUAUCUUUCCAUCCAAAAUGAGAAGGAGCCAGCGCUCAAAAAGUUAAAGUCGUCGUCAUCUGACAGUCAGGACUGUAACAACGGAGACACUGAUCGGUCUAAGGUGUGUCACGUAUGUAAUAUGACCUUCUCCUCUCCUGUGGUGGCUGAGUCUCACUACCAGGGCAAAGUUCAUGCCAAGAACCUGAGGCUGAAAACCGUCGGGCCCCAGACCCCAGCAGUAGCUUCCCAAACAAUCCCAACAGCUCAGCCGAAGAAGAAACCUGCAGACGAUUUGAGUGCUGUGCCGGCAACAGGCAACAACGACAACAACAACCCGGACCGUUUCUGCUCCAUCUGCCAGGCAUCAUUCAACAACCCACUCAUGGCCCAACAGCACUACGUCGGCAAGAAACACAGAAAACAGAUGACCAAGCUCAAACUGAUGGAGACGUACGGCCCCUCCACAGCACCAGCUUCCACGCUAAAGGGCUACCCAUGUACCAUCUGCAAUAUUGAACUUAACUCUGUGGAGCAGUACCAGUCUCAUAUCAGUGGUGCCAAACAUAAGAACCAAAUGAAGAAAUCAGGCCUAAACACUGCAGAGAACCAACACACAGCAGAACAGUCGUACGGGAGCGACAAUCAGUACGCCGGCAGAGACAACCAGUACACUGCUGCAGACAACCAGUAUGCCCCCGGGGAUGACCAGUACACAGCCGGAGAUAACCAAUACACUCCUGAGGACACAGAGUACUCAGAGGAGUACCAGUAUACUUGAAGCUGGACUUGGAGGGACUGCAGAGGUUUUAGUCAGGACUUGGAAUGACAACAACCAGCCCCUUUAACACAUUAACAAACCAUCAGCCUCCAUGGACCUUCAGCUCCUGUCAGAGUCUCUUGUCAGUAGGUAUUCCCCUGGAACAGAGUCAUCUAAACCACGGGUGUGAACCCUGGAUUACCCCAAAGUGGUAUUUUACCAUAUUGGGUUCCCAGCUGAAACAGUGAAAGAAUGUUGUUUUUAUUUAUUUUUUAUUUUAUUUUCUCAUAAUGGAAGGAGUUUUUAUGCGUGGGGCGAAAUGAGUGGAAGUGGGUAUACCCUUUGAUGUGUGAUCAUGGGUUCAUCAGUGCCGCAGCUAUACCCCCGGCCACUGUAAAGAAUGUCUUUGAGGGUUCAACUGACCUCUACUUCUGUUACAAACUUGUGUACUGACUAAAAACCGUUCUUCGUGCCGAUGUACAUUAGGGCUGGGUAUUAUCUGAAAUUUGUCAGUACUGGCUCUGAGGUUUGUUUCAAGACCUUACUUUCAAAACAAUAAUGUUUUAAUAUAAAUGUAUAAUUUUUUUUAUUUAAGUGUAAACACAAAACACUGUUUAAAAUUUGUAUUUUAAUGAGUAAAUAUUUUAUCAGCGAUUAAGUAAAUAAGACAACAAACCUGACCAGACAUUUUAUGCCAACUUUGAGUAUGUCAGUGCUACUGUCAGACACAUUUUGGCUGGUACCAAAAAAGUACUGACCUUCAAAACCCAGCCUUAGUGUACAUACAUCAAAAUAAUAAUAAGAGAAGGUCUAAAUCCUGUUAUUAAACUUUAUUUAAAGUUUGGUUUGAUGCAUCAGGCAGACACAGUAAAGUUAUUUAAUUGUUUAGCCUCUACUAACAUCUUACCAGUACUAACGUCUAAUACCAGAGCCACAUGUGAUCAGUGUCAAUUCAAAGCAAAGCUGCUAUCCAGUUCACAACUCUAGUUCACCUGAAUAUAGUUGGUUUACAUCUCCAGUGAAUGUAUUUGAAACAUGUCCUCACCUCAUUUCUUUGCUUUUUCCAUGUUUGAUUAUUUCUAAAUCUGGUGUUGAAGAUGCAGACUUUGGAAAAGAAGUCAAGAAGAAGAAGUCAAACUUUUGCAAAGCCAGAUCAGUCACUGUAGCCAGUUUUGAUAAUAUCAUUGCUGUCUAUACAGAGGGACAACAAAAAACAAUCUAAGCCUUUCUGUCUAGAUAAAUCUAUUUUAGCUGAAUUUUAAGAGAAGUUGCUUUUUAUAGUUUUUUUUCUCUCCUCUAUUUUUAUUUAAAGCUGAAAUAUCUUCAGUUUGUUGAAAUGUUUGCUUGUUUCUGUGUGAAUCACAGUCUUUUAAUGUGGCAGUCUCGAAGGAGCUGAUACUUCCUUUCAGGUGGCCCAGUUUUACAGUUUUUACAUUUUACUUAUUAAGUACAGCAAUUUUUCACUGUAAAAACACAGCCUGAAGUUUGGUAAAACUUACUAAAGAUCUUUUCAGAUUGGUCAACCAUUUGCUGUUUUGCUGUCUUGCUGUAAGACAUUUUAUUUCCUUAACAAGUAUAGGCUACAUAACAGAGGAGUAAAAUAUUUUACUAUAGGACACUAAAAAUGACGUGACAGUGGAAACUAUCAGGCGCUUAUCAUUAAUUGAUGAAAGACACAGAUGUUGAUGAAAAAGGUUACAGGUCACAAACCUGUGAGAGCCUCCUGUUAAGUUUUCAAACCCCAAGCUGUCAAUCAUUAUCGUUGUCUAGUAUUUUGUAGAGGUUGAUGUCAUUUUUAUAUAAAAAAAAUAAUUUUCUUUUAAUUUUUCAGCCUGGACAGUUUCAAUUACAAAAUGGAGAUGAAAGGGAUUAUGAUGAAAAAUAUUAGUAUUAUCCUCACAUUUCAAAUGCAGUGGAACUAUAACAGCUGUGGGCUCAUGAAAAUAUAAGCUUUUUUUGUACUAUUGAGUUCAAUUCUUGGUUUACUGAAGGGUGCAAGAUUUUUAAAUACUUUUCCCUUUUGGCUGUCAAGAGUGGGACUCUGUAAACUCUUGAGGAGACUGAUUUGUUUUCUGAGCUCUGUAAUUACUGUCAAUAGCAGAGAUGACAAUAUUUACCGCAGAGAUUUUCAAGAGUGAUGUCAAAUUAGAAAGUGAUGUCAAUAUUAGAAUAACAAAAGCAUUUUUUUUAUUCCAUUUGUCCUCAUUAAAGAUGACUGGCUGAAUAUUUUAGUAUUGAAUGUCUUCAACUUUCUGGCUAAGGACUUUUUUUUUGGAUGUAAUUUAUACCAAGAGGGCUCAUACAUACUGUAUCGUACAUGGUGUAUAAAAGAGAAAUGGCCUUUUUGUUUUUAGUCCUCAUGCUUUGUGUGUUAGGUGUUCUGUGAAUAAGAUUUACUUUCAGUAUAAGUUGUGUAUACUUGAGGGAAAAAAAUGCCGUGAAGAUGUGCGUUAAGUAAAGAAAUGUUUUAAGAGAG